AUUGUCUUCCAGGAAAUAUACAUCGCAUCUCUCUAGUUAUAAAUAACUAAGCUUGUGAUUGGCUGAUACUUUUAAUUUGGUUAUGGACAUCCGUUUCUUCAAUUCCAUCUGCUAAACUUGUAGAUUUAUUUCAUUGGCAUUUUCCAGGCAUCUUCUGGGAAAUUUCUAGCUAUAAUUUGGACAAGUUCUCUCCUCUUCUGCUUAGCCAGCUACAAUUUUUAUCAUCUAACAGAAUUAGCCUUGCAAUUGAAUUGAUUUGCUGCUACGUCUAAUUCUCUUGGCCUAGCUGAUUUGGUUAUCAUUAUCCAUUUUCUGUAAUUUCUUUGGUGAAGCAUACAGAAAGGCUAUUUUAUCCAAUGGAGGUCUUAUCUUGUGUUGGAGAUUCUUUUUUAUCUGCUAUAUUUAACUUGUUAUUCGACAAGUUAAAGGAAUAUCUAAGUGAUGAACUAUGGGAUUCAAAGGAGGAAAUACGUGCCCAGAUGGAAAGCUGGAUGACUCUAUUGCCCAAAAUUACUGCUGUACUUCAACAUGCAGAAGAAAAUCAAGUUGCCAACCAGUUUGUGAAGUCAUCUCUUGAUGAUCUCAGGGACUUGGCUUAUGAUAUGGAGGACAUACUCGAAGAGUUUGUGAUUGAUGCCAAGAGGCCUGAAUUGAUUGCAGAAUAUAAAGCCAGACCUAGCAAGCGACAAAGAAUCAUCUCCAAUGUCAAGAAUUUUUUUAGCUCUAAUAAGGCUAAGCCCAAUCAAGAGAUUAAUUCCAUGGUGAUGGAUCUGAGCGGUAGAUUGCAGAAACUUGAAAAUGGGAUGCAUAGUUUGGACCUGACCAAUUUGGCUUUGAAACUUGAAGAUAGGUCUCACAAAGUAGCUACAAAAAGACUACCUGAGUCUUCUCUUCUUGAAGAUAAGGUGUGGGGUCGAGAUAUAGAUAAAGAUGCUAUUCUUCAGAGGUUGCUAAAAGAUGGAGGUAGUCUUGAACAAGACUUUGUUAUUCCCAUUGUCGGAAUGGGUGGACUAGGCAAGACAACUCUUGCUCGGCACAUCUACAAUGAUAAAAAACUGGAAGGCAAGUUUAACUUGAAGGCAUGGGUUUGUGUCUCUGAUGAGUUUUUGCUUGUGUUGGAUGAUGUUUGGAAUGAGAAAUAUGGCCCAUGGGAUGUCUUGAAGAGACCUUUCAUGUCAGGAGCUCCUGGAAGUAAAAUAAUUGUCACAACUCGAAAUAAGGAUGUUGGGACGAUGAUGAGAGCAGAUGAUGGAGUUUACAAUUUAGCAUUGCUACAAGAUGAUGCUUGUUUGCCAUUAUUUACACGACAUGCACUGGGGAAAGAGAACUUUGAUGCGCACCCAAACCUUCAAGAUAUUGGUGAGAAGCUUGUUAAGAGGUGCAAGAGAUUGCCAUUGGCAUUAAAAACACUUGGUGGCAUCUUGCGGGGAAAGCUGCGUCGUGAUGAGUGGGAAAAUGUAUUAAACAGUGACGUAUGGAGUUCAUCAAAAGAUAGAAGUGGAAUUCUUCCUACUCUGAGAUUGAGCUAUAAUCAUCUUCCUUCUCACUUGAAGCGAUGCUUUGCUUAUUGUGCUUUGUUCCCGAAAGACUAUGAAUUUGACAAAAAGGAGUUGGUUCUGUUAUGGAUGGCUGAGGGCUUGUUACAGCAACAGUCACAUGAAAAGAAGCAAAUGGAAGAGGAGAUUGGUCAUCAAUAUUUCAAUGAGUUGUUCUUAAGAUCACUCUUUCAGCAAUCAAGUACAAAUAAAUCACGGUUUGUGAUGCAUGACCUCAUAAAUGAUUUAGCUGUACAUGUUGCUGGAAAAAUAUAUUGCAAUCUUGAACGUAGCAUGGGUGAUGAAAAAUUAGAGAAAGCUCGUCAUUUGUUAUUCACUCCACAUGAGUAUGAAAUCUCAGAGAGAUUCACAGUCUUAGAUAAGUUGAAGCAUUUGAGAACAUUCUUGCCACUUUUUGGUUACAAAACUUGCUUGUAUUUGUCUAAAAGAAUCUUGCAUGAGUUCCUACCAACAUUAAAUCGCUUAAGAGUGCUAUCUCUUCGCCACUAUCAGAUAAGCGAGCUACCAGAAUCUUUUCAAAAUUUGAAACAUAUUCGAGAGCUUAGUAAGUUGCCUAUGAAAAUUGGGAAUCUAAUUGACCUCCAUCAUCUUGAUAUCACUGAUACACCAUCUUUAAAAGAGAUGCCAUCAGGAAUAGGCAAUCUUAAAAAUCUUGUAACAUUAUCCAAAUUUAUCGUGGGGAAGGCAGGUGGAAUGAUGACGAGAUUAUCUGAUUUGAAGAACUUGUCACAACUUCAAGGAAGACUGUCCAUUCUAGAUCUACAGAAUGUUUUUGAUGUUAAAGAUGCAAGGGAGGCCAACCUAGACAAGAUCCAUGGUUUGGAAGAGUUAGUCUUGAAGUGGACUGUUUUUGAUGACAAUCAAGAUGAAUCAGUCCUCAUCUUGUUAAAACCUCAUUCAAAUUUGAAAAGUCUUAAAAUUUGUUGCUAUAGUGGUGAGAAUUUCCCUCCCUGGGUUUGUGAUCCAUCAUUAUUUUUCAAUUUAUCAUCCAUGGAGCUCCGUAAUUGUAAGAGAUGCACUUGGUUACCAUCACUUGGCCUACUACCUGUUCUCAAAAAAUUGAUUAUUGAAGGCAUGGAGGAAAUAGAAGCUGUAAGUUCUGAGUUUUAUGGGCAGCAUGGCUCUUUUCCAUCAUUGGCUGAAUUGGUGUUUAGAAACAUGCCAAAGUGGAAGGAAUGGACUUCUCCAGUUGGAAGUGCAGGUGAAUUCCCUUGUCUUCAUAGGCUUGUGAUUGAAAAUUGUCCUAAGUUGUUAGGACAAUUACCCAGUAACCUUUCUUCACUUAAAGAGUUAGAUGUUAGAAGCUGCAAUGGGAAGCUUUUGAAGAGUAUGGGAGAUGUCCCCUCUCUUACUUAUUUGAGAAUUGAGCAUAUUUCAGAACUGACUUGCUUACCUAUGAGGAUGAGUCUUCCAUCAUUAAAAGAGUUGUCUAUUAGAAACUGCAACGGGGUGCUUUUGAAGAGCAUGGUUGAUCUCACUUCCCUCACUAAAUUGGGAAUAAGAAAUAUUGUACAUCUAACUUGCUUGCCUGAGAGUUUUACACAGUCCUUGACAACACUUGAGACAUUGGAUAUUUUCCUUUGCAGUGAUCUUACUUGUUUGUGGGAGGAAGGGACAGAAAUAGAACAAAGCCUCUUGCCUUUCAAUCUUAAACAUCUUAGCCUCAAGUACUGUAGAGCCUUGGAGUCAUUACCCAAUGCAAUGAUGAUGAGGAUGGAUGGAAGCAGUAGCAGCAACACUAAUAUGUUGAUGUCGAGACUAGAAUGGUUGGAAAUUUGUGAUUGUAAUUCUCUCAAGUCGUUUACAAGAGGCAAAUUACCCACCUCGCUUAAAUACUUAACAAUAGAUCGUUGUAAAGGUCUUGAGUCUCUACUGGAUGUUGAUGGUGACUAUAAUAAUAACAAUAUAAAUUAUCCUUCUCAGGGUAAUUGUCAUCAGCUUCCAACUUUUUUCAAGGAAUUUAAAGUUACUGAUGGUGGCGAGUGGCUGGAAUCAUUUCUAGAGAAGAUGCUACAACAUUAUACAGGACUCCAAUCCAUUUCUAUUGGGGAUUUUUUAGAGUCCUUACCAGAAGAGUUGGGGUUAUGCACCCCCAAUCUUAAUUGGUUGGGCAUAACAAGGUGUGAGAAUUUCAAAUCCCUCCCAAAUACGAUGUACCAGCUGAAGUCUCUUCAAACGCUAUUGAUGAAAGACUGCCCCAGCAUCGAGUUCAUUCCAGAUGGGGGUUUGCCCCCAAACUUAACAAAUCUUCAAUUACAGAAUUGUGAGAAUCUCAAGUGUGUGCCGAAUACAAUGUACCAACUGACAUCGCUUCAGAGUCUAUCACUUUCAGGUGACGCUUUGACGAUGGACCUCCAAAACCUUAUGUCUCUUCAAGAAUUGACAAUUGAGCAGAAACUCCCAGUGGAUAUUGUGCUGCCUUCUUCUUUAACCUCUCUUUCGAUCUGGAAAGAAGAAAAUUUGGAAUCCAUACCUGGGGGGCUAUUCCCAAACCUAAGCUCCCUUCGAUGGUUACUUAUAGAAGAUUGCCCGAAGUUACGAUCUUUACCAAGGGAAGCCUUCCCUCCCUCACUUAAAAAACUAAAAAUCCGGAGUUGUCCGCAUGUAAAACGACAGUGCUUUGAGGCGAAAGGAGACUACUGGAGUCUCACCUGGAGCAUCCCCUUUGUUUAGAUAAAUGAAGACGAGGUAAUAUGAGGGACUGCAUUCCUACAACUGUGUAGCGUCCAACAUAGUUCAUAUCUUGAAUCUUGUAACAUCUUAUUAAACCCUUUACCUUUUUCAAGUCAACUACAAGAUUACUUAGAAGGUGAUUGAUCUUAGAUUACAAGUUCAAGCCUCCCUUUUUAAGCAAGAUCUUUCUUCAGAGAGUAGCUGCUGGAUGCUUUGACAUUAACGUUGCCUUUCAUGUGGGAGAUGAUGCUUCCAAUAUGAUGAGUCAAAAAUGAGUAAUCCGACAAUGUAUACUGCAUUCUCUCUUUCUUCAUCCCAAGUCACAGCCAAUAUUGCAGCACAAACACUGCUGUUUUACUUAACAAUGGGCUGACUUGCAAAGUAGCUUCAAGAUCUAACAAUUUGAUGAAAAAUGGUGGUGUUCACAAAUUUGUCAUAGUUGAAGGCUUUAAGCUAUAAUGUUCUGCCCUCCAAAGAAUGCCUUCUCUGGUAAGGCAGGGUUCACUUUCUCAUCCAUCAGUUGUACAGAGUGAUUCUCUAUCAUUUUAUCAAGAAAAUGCUAAGCUUUACUUCAUUUUUGCAAACAUGGAUUUUCUUUGAGUUUUUCUAUAAACUUUAAUUCCCAACACCUGCAGUAUCCCAAGCAAUAGAGCUUGUGUCUUUAGUCUAUCCUUGGACAGGGUUUUCUUCAGUUCACAUUUGCCAAGCAUCUUCCGUGAAAUUUCCAGCUAUUAUUUGUACAAGUUCUCUCCUCUUCUCCUUAGCCGGCUCACUCUUGUAUCAUCUCACGGAAUUAGCUCUGCAAUUGAACUGAUUUACUGCUACUUCUAAUGCUCUCGGCUUAGCUAAUUAAUUUGGUUAUCCAUCAGGGUUUGUGUCUUCUACAAUUUUUUUGGUGAAAUUUACAGGUAUACCAUUUAGAUCUUCGAUCAUGAUUCAGUUAUAUAUUUUUUUUAAAAUAUAAAAUGAAAAUAUUUAA
Molecule: messenger RNA, 5208 nt
Organism: Rubroshorea leprosula
Lineage: Eukaryota; Viridiplantae; Streptophyta; Magnoliopsida; Malvales; Dipterocarpaceae
Source: the annotation of a GenBank genome assembly